Spinacia oleracea (spinach) is the source of this 690-nucleotide messenger RNA. RefSeq lists its product as uncharacterized. The transcript is spliced from 3 exons. The coding region runs from base 1 to 690 and encodes 229 amino acids. NCBI's taxonomy places the organism in Eukaryota, Viridiplantae, Streptophyta, Magnoliopsida, Caryophyllales, Amaranthaceae. The record is from RefSeq and is a predicted model, not a curated record.
AUGGGGAAAGCAGUGCAAUGGCCACCAAAGUCGAGCAAACACGAGUCAAAGAAGGAUCCCUCAAAAUGGUGUGAUUUCCAUGCAUACAUCGGUCACACCACCAACGACUGCGUUGCGUUGAGAACAGAAGUAGCCUUUCUGUUGAAAAAUGGAUACCUCAAUGACUUCAUGUCAGACAAAGUCCCGAAGAGGCACGCCCGAGAAAAUGAGGUAGACAGACCGGCCAGAGCCGUAGCCGCAAAACAUCUAACACCUAUAUCUUUUGAUGAAUCUGAUGCAGGGGACAUCUCAGACAAACAUCACGACGGCUUGGUGAUAUCCAUUCCUGUUGGAAACUGCAUGGUCAAACGAGUUCUAGUCGACAACGGCAGCUCAACUAAUGUGAUGAUGCUCGAUGCCGUCAAGGAGAUGGGGCUCAACUCAGAUACAGAUGUCGUCCAAAAGUCAACCGUGCUAAUAGGGUUCAGCGGCGAGGCAAAUACCACCUUCGGAGAAGUCACCCUACCUAUUUACGCUAAAGGAAUCAACCAACAGCCCGUCAAGCAGAAACGGCGGAAGUUCGCUCCAGAACGCAACCAAAUUAUCAACGACGAGGUUCAGCAACUAUUAGAUACGGGAAAUAUCAGGGAAGUCAAAUAUCCAGAUUGGUUGGCCAAUGUCAUCGUAGUUAGAAAGAAGAACGAGAAAUGA